AUGAACAACCUUUUGGAAAAGUUUCUGCCUGGCACCCAAUUGACUGUUGGCUCCCAUAAAGUCGUCAUAUUGAAGUACAUUGCUGAGGGUGGAUUUGCUCACAUCUAUAAACUACACCACCCCUGCUACAACCUCUCCAACAAUUUCGAAUAUACCGAUAUCGCCUGUCUUAAAAGAGUCCUCGUUAAAGAUAAAGCAGGUUUAAACCAGUUAAGAAAUGAAGUCGAUGUCAUGAAAAAAUUAAUCGAUUCUCCAUAUAUCGUUAAAUAUAUCGAUUCUCAUGCUUCAAAACUAUCCUCAAAUACCUCCUACUAUCAGGUCUUUGUUCUAAUGGAAUAUUGCUCAAAUAAUUCUCUAUUAGAUUUCAUGAAUUUACACAUUAAAUCUAAGCUAAAUGAAUAUCAAAUCACAAAAAUCUUUUACCAAAUUUGCUUAGCGAUAUCCUACAUGCAUUAUCUAUCCCCACCACUUAUCCAUAGAGAUAUCAAAAUCGAAAACGUCCUUAUAGACUCAAACUUUACGUUUAAAAUUUGCGAUUUUGGUUCAACUUCCGAAAUCAUAAAUCCUCCAAAUAGUCAACAGCAAUUCUACGAUUUACAAUCAAUAAUUUUUAAUCAAACAACUCCCCAAUAUAGAUCCCCAGAAAUGAUUAAUCUAUACUCAAAUUACCCAAUUAACGAAAAAUCAGAUAUUUGGGCUUUAGGUAUCCUAUUAUACAAAUUAUGUUACUAUAUAACUCCCUUUGAAAACUACUCAAAUAACGAAAUGGCUAUAUUGCAAAGCUACUACUCAUUCCCAGCUUUACCAGUUUUUUCUAAAAACUUGAAAAAUCUAAUAAUUAUCCUACUACAAAAAGACCCUAUCAAGAGACCAAAUAUUUACCAAAUAAUCCAUUAUCUAUCCUUAUCCCAAAAAAUUAAUUGUCCAAUAGUCGAU
Messenger RNA from Ascoidea rubescens DSM 1968, 936 nucleotides. Its product is annotated as kinase-like protein. Gene Ontology annotation, cellular component: cytoplasm. Gene Ontology annotation, biological process: protein autophosphorylation; peptidyl-threonine phosphorylation; actin filament organization. The record is from RefSeq and is a predicted model, not a curated record. The annotation marks the transcript as partial. Gene Ontology annotation, molecular function: protein serine/threonine kinase activity; ATP binding. NCBI's taxonomy places the organism in Eukaryota, Fungi, Ascomycota, Saccharomycetes, Ascoideales, Ascoideaceae. The transcript is spliced from 3 exons.